AUGGAUUCACCUCUUGCAGCAAAUAUUCCUGUUGUUUUAAUCACUGGUUUUGGCCCGUUUCGUUCCAUAUUACAUAAUCCAAGUUGGCAAGUAGCUAAAGCAUUGAAAAACUAUCGUGAAUGGAACUGUCCGAUACAUAUUAUUCUCGAAGAAGUCGAUGUAACAUACGAUCAUGUAUCAAUGAAAAUACCUGAAUAUUGGCUUAAAUACAAUCCAACAUUAGUUAUUCAUAUUGGUGUUGCAGCUGGUACGACAGCAAUUCAUAUAGAACGAUGUGCUUUUAAUCAUGAUUACUGUCAUGAAGAUAAUAAUGGAACACUACCAGAAGAUUGUCGAUGUGUAAAAACCGAUGCACCAGAAAUGUUAACAACACUCCUUCCUAUUGAUGUUGUUUGUGCAAAAGUUGAACGACGAACAAAUCUACCAGUGAAAGUUUCAGAUGAUGCCGGAAGAUUUCUUUGCGAAUUUAUUUACUAUCAAUCAUUAUUCAUAGAUCCGAAACGAACAGUUUUCAUUCAUAUACCUGAAGUAGACGAAACUUUUACCAUUGAAAAUCUAGCCGAAACCAUUCAAUUAAUUAUUUAUGAAUUACUUCCAUGCGUUGAUCCAUUGCCAUGUUUGAAUCGAGAUGGAAAUUAUCUAAUAAAUACGAAUGUGCCGAAAGCUACUCCAUAA
Messenger RNA from Rotaria socialis, 675 nucleotides. The record is from the annotation of a GenBank genome assembly. NCBI's taxonomy places the organism in Eukaryota, Metazoa, Rotifera, Eurotatoria, Philodinida, Philodinidae.